AUGCUUGUGAUAUCGGCAUGCCUUUUGGCUCUAUCUCUAUUAUACCUCUUCUAUAAACUUAUUGAUAAAAGAAUAAGUCAAUCAUGUUACAUCUUGCAUUAUGAGUGCUUCAAGCCUACGGAGGACCGGAAAGUCUCCACUGAAUUUUCAGGGAAAAUGAUCAGGAAAUGCAAGAAUUUGGGAAUCGAAGACUACCAAUUUUUGUUACGAGCAAUUGUUAGCUCGGGUAUAGGUGAAGAAACUUAUGGCCCAAGAAACUUCUUCUUAGGCCAUGGAACUAACUCAAGUCUCAACGACAGCCUACAUGAAAUGGAUGAGUUCUUUUCAGAAACUCUAGAUAAGCUGUUCAGUCGAUCUAGAGUUUCACCACAAGACAUUGACAUAUUGGUUGUCAAUGUCUCUGUGAUGGCUUCAGUGCCAUCACUAACGUCUCGUAUCAUCAACCAUUACAAGAUGAGAAACGAUAUCAAAUCUUUUAAUCUGUCAGGAAUGGGAUGUAGUGCGAGUUUGAUCUCUAUAAACAUCGUCCAAAACAUGUUCAAGACUCAUCGAAACAAAUUGGCUCUUGUCUUAACUUCAGAGUCGAUCGCACCAAGCUGGUACAACGGCAACGAGAGGUCCAUGAUCCUCACCAACUGUUUGUUCCGUUGUGGAGGUGCAGCAGUGCUGUUAACAAACAAAAGAGGUCUACAAAAGCAAUCCAUGUUCAAGCUAAAGUGUCUGGUUCGAACCCAUUUGGGAUCAAGCGAUGAAGCUUACACAUGUUGCAGGCAACAAGAAGAUGACAAAGGCCAUGUAGGGUUUUUCCUAGGGAAAACAUUACCAAGAACAGCAACACGAGCUCUAACCGAAAACUUAAAAAAUAUAGCACCAAAGAUAUUGCCAUUAACGGCUCUAUUUUGUUUCAUUUUGAUAGCAAAUAUCCAGAAAUUUGGUGCUAAGUUUUUGCAUAUUAGGGUUAAACGAAAGGUCAUUUUGAACUUCAAGUUGGGUGUGGACCAUUUCUGCUUGCACCCAGGUGGGAAGGCGGUGAUUGAUGGGGUUAAGCAGAGCUUAGGGUUAACUGAAGGUGAUAUGGAGCCAUCGAGGAUGACUCUACACAGAUUUGGGAACACAUCUGCAAGUAGUUUGUGGUAUGUUUUAGGGUACAUGGAGGCAAAGAAGAGGUUGAAGAAGGGAGAUCGGGUUUUGAUGAUCGGGUUCGGAUCCGGGUUCAAGUGUAAUAGUUGUAUGUGGGAGGUAUUGAGGGAUUUGGAUGAUAAGAACGUUUGGGAGGAUUGUGUUGAUAACUUUCCACCAAAAUCGUUAACUAAUCCUUAUUUAGAGAAAUACGGAUGGAUUAAUGACGACCCAUGGAUACCACCACCUGAAAUUGUUCAAGCUUUCGCAUCAAUCGAAUCAGGAGAUUGA
This is a messenger RNA of Lactuca virosa, 1410 nucleotides long. NCBI's taxonomy places the organism in Eukaryota, Viridiplantae, Streptophyta, Magnoliopsida, Asterales, Asteraceae. The record is from the annotation of a GenBank genome assembly.